AAAAGUGAAGCGUUGUGAAUACUUUCCGGAUGCACUGUACACCAUGCUAUCGUUCAGGCAGAAUUAUUCUUUCAACCACUAAAAAUAGCUUCACUAAUAAUCUUCCAGAUCUAUCUCAUACACAGUAAGCCCCAAAGUCUAGAAGAACUUGAUGAAAUAACAGAAAAUAUAAAUACAUUCAUCUCUUGCAUUCUUGAUAGUGUCGCCUACCUUUGAUUACAGAAAAUUAAAGAAAAAAGCCCUGCACCAUGGUACAAUGAUCACAAUCAUGCUCUCAAGGGAGCAUGGAAAAUGGAGCGCAAGUGGAAGAAUAAUAAAUUAAAGGUAUUUCGUGGUGCUUGGAAGGAUUGUGUCUGUAGCUACAGACAGGCACUAAAAGCUGCCAGGUCAGCAUAUUUGAGCAAACUCAUAGAAAAUAACCACAACAAUCCUAGGAGUUUCAGUACUGUGGAUAAAUCGGUUAAGAAUAAAGCCUUGACUUAACCAGAUAUUCCAUCGCAGCACAAUAGUAAACUCCUCGCUAUCCUUAGGACAUGUCUCAAGAAACUUUAAAAUGGCAGUUAUUAAACCACUUGUUAAGAAGCCACAACUUGGUCCUGGAGAAUUGGCUAAUUAUAGACUGAUUUCAAAUCUCCCGUUUAUGUCGAAAAUACUAGAAAAGGUAGUGUCCUCCCAACUAUGUUAAUUUCUACAGAGAAAUAGUAUAUAUGAACAAUUUCAGUCAGGAUUUAGGCCCCACCACAGUACAGACUUCACUUAUCAGAGUUACAAAUGACUUGCUCCUAUCAUCUGAUCAUGGCUUACUGAGCAAACAGGUUUGUGGAUAAUGCUGUCUAUAGGGGACUGCAUUAUAUCCUGCAACACCUCGACAGACCUGGGACUUAUGCAAGGAUCCUAUUUGUGGACUUCAGUUCAGCCUUCAAUACCAUCAUGCCUCAUCUUCUUUUAACCAAACUGACCCAGCUCUCUGUGCCCACCCCAAUCUGUUAAUGGAUCACCAGCUUUCUGACAGAUAGGCAGCAGCUAGCUAGACUUGAGAAACUCACAUCUGGGACCCUCACUAUUAGCACUGGUGCUCCUCAGGGAUGCAUUCUCUCUCCACUGCUCUUCUCCCUGUACACGAAUGACUGAACUGCAAAGGUUCCCUCUGUCAAGCUCCUGAAGUUUGCAGAUAACACCACAAUCAUUAGCCUCAUCCACGACGGUAACGAGUCUGGAUACAGAAGGGAGGUUGAACAGCUGGCUGUCUGGUGCGGUCACAACAACCUUGAGCUGAACAUGCACAAAACAGUGGACAUGAUAGUGGACUUAAGGAGAAUACCCCCCCAUCCUGAACAGCACUGUGGAGUCAUUCAGGUUCCUGUGCUCUACCAUCUCUUAGGACCUGAAGUGGGACACCCAAAUAGAGUCCAUUGUGAAGGCUCAGCAGAGGUUGUACUUCCUUCGCCAGCUGAGGAAUUUCAACCUGCCACAGGAGCUGCUGACACAGUUGUACUAAGCUGUCAUUGAAUCUGUCCUGUGUACAUCUAUAACUCUCUGGUUUGGUUCAGCCACCAAAUCAGACAGAAGGAAACUGUGACAGACAGUCAGGACGGCUGAGAGGAUUAUUGAGUUAGCUUCCUUCGGGAUGUUCAACCCCUCUCGCUCAGUCCGCUUUUCAACUAUUUCGACGCGUCAACACUCCAGUCCAGCAGGAGGCGGAAAUUCACCAGAAGUUGCAGAAAACACAAGAAGAAGAAGAAGACCUGAGAUCUACUACACCAUUUGAGAGUUAAAAUCGAUGUUCAUCAUGAGAGAGCAGGUGGGUGUGAUUCACACUGGAGAACAGCAGAUGCUGCAGACACCAGUGAAGAUUGAAGUGAAGCAGGAGGAGAUAAAACAAGAAAACACAACAGAGGAACAACAGAGUGAUGAAGAUGAUGAUGAACAGCAGAUGCUGCAGAUACCAGUGAAGAUUGAAGUGAAGCAGGAGGAGAUAAAACAAGAAAACACAACAGAGGAACAACAGAGUGAUGAAGAUGAUGAUGAACAGCAGAUGCUGCAGAUACCAGUGAAGAUUGAAGUGAAGCAGGAGGAGAUAAAAGAAGAAAACAGAACAGAGGAACAACAGAGUGAUGAAGAUGAUGAUGAACAGCAGAUGCUGCAGAUACCUGUGAAGAUUGAAGUGAAGCAGGAGGAGAUAAAACAAGAAAACACAACAGAGGAACAUCAAAGUGAUGAUGAUGAUUUUGUUCCUUCAAGGCUGAUGGAAAUGCAAGAGGAAAGUCAAGAGCUGAAUGAAGUGGAGGAGAAACAUCAUGAUUUCACAACUGGAGAAAAAUCUUUAAGUGGCUCAAAGACUAAGAAGAGUUUCUCAAAGAAGCCUCAAAGAAGAGCAGCCAAAAAUACUUUCACCUGCUCUCAGUGUGGAAAAUGUUUCACAUUUAAAAGCCGGCUUAAUAGACACAUGAAAGUUCACACUAGAGAGAAACCUUACACAUGCCAACAUUGUGGAAAAAGUUUCAUAGAUAAAAAACAUCUAAAUGUGCACUCAAGGGUUCACACUGGAGAAAAGCCUUUCACAUGUCAUCAGUGUGGAAAGAGUUUCACACGUAAAGAAAAUCUCGAUGUACACACAAGAAUUCACACUGGAGAACGGCCUUUCACAUGCCAUCAGUGUGGAAAAGGUUUCACAGAUAAAGGAAAUCUUAAAAAGCACACAAGGAUUCAUACUGGAGAGAAGCGUUACACGUGCCAUCUGUGUGGAAAGAGUUUCACACGUAAAGAUUAUCUUAAUAUACACACAAGAAUGCACACCGGAGAGAGCCCUUUCACAUGCCAUCAGUGUGGAAAAGGUUUUACAUGUGCAGCUCAUCUCAAAGAACAUCUCCAACGUCACACUAACGAAAGGCGAUUUAAAUGUGAUCAGUGCGGUAAAACAUUUUUUGCGGAUUCAGACCUAAAACGACAUCUGAAAAUGCAUACAAAAGAGGAGCCUUAAAAGUGUUCUUUUGGUGGAAAGAGUUUUGCACACCUGUUUUGGUUGAAAGUGCUUUGAAUGUUUUGAACACUGCCUGGUCAAAAAAGUCGCGCAUUCUAAUAUUUAGUUGGACCACCUUUAGCUUUGAUUACAGCGUGCAUUCAUCGUGGCAUUGUUUCAACAACCUUAUGCAACGUCACAACACAAGUUCUCGUCGCAUUGUACGUGUAGAAAUGCAUUUUCUUUCACUAUUAAACAUAGCCGUGAGUUUUGUUGUCGAUUUUUUACAAUGUGGCUUUAUCAAGCGUUUUAGUGAUCUCCGAUAACGAUCAUUCAAGAUUUGUUUCCAACCACAUUUCUUCCACGAAGCUGACGGUUCACCACUAUCAUUCCAGGUUUUAAUAAUGCGUUGGACAGUUCUUAACCCAAUUCCAGUGAUUUCAGCAAUCUCCUUAGUUGUUUUCUUUGCUUAAUGCAGGCCAAUAUUUUGCCCCUUCAGAAACAUAGUAAAAUCUUUUCCACGACCACGAGAUGCGUCUUCUGACAUGGUUGUUUAAGAAAUGAGAAGCUACACACUGCAUCAGUUAGGGUUAAAAUUAUUGUUGCCAGUUGAAACACAUUAAUCACUGCAAUAAUGAUCCAAUCAUAGGCUUUUAAGUACUGUGUCUAAUUAUUUAAAUCCAAACAUCAACUUUUUUUUGGCCAGGCAGUUAAAGCUACACUAUGUAAGAUUUUUUUUUUUAGAAAUGAAAAAAAUGUCAUUAAUGAGUGAUUGUUAUGUCAGUUAAUUUUAUGGAAUAAUCUAAAUAAAGUUGAUGUUUACUUUUCUGUUCUAAUUGGUUUUCUUCUAGUUUCCAAAUCAGGAAGAAGUUUUGUGAUUUUUGUAAAAUGUUA
Messenger RNA from Myxocyprinus asiaticus (Chinese sucker), 3853 nucleotides. Its product is annotated as zinc finger protein 664-like. Gene Ontology annotation, molecular function: DNA-binding transcription factor activity, RNA polymerase II-specific; RNA polymerase II cis-regulatory region sequence-specific DNA binding. The record is from RefSeq and is a predicted model, not a curated record. Gene Ontology annotation, biological process: regulation of transcription by RNA polymerase II. Bases 1781 to 2980 code for a protein of 399 amino acids. The transcript is spliced from 4 exons. NCBI's taxonomy places the organism in Eukaryota, Metazoa, Chordata, Actinopteri, Cypriniformes, Catostomidae.